AUGUCAUUAUUUAACACCAAGUAGUUCUGGGGGACAAGAGUGGGUCCUGAAGAAUUCGACGAACAACAUCUCUUCGUAGACAACUCAAUCAUUUAUGUUGGCUCAUAUUCAGGAAACUUGAGAAUCUAUCAACCCCAAAGAGGCGAUUACAAACCAACACAUCUCAAAUAGGAAAUCAAUUUGCAAGACCCUAUCCUACAAAUCCUGAUUGGGUAUUUUGGCAAUAAAUCUCUUUGUGUCCUAUUUCCCAAAAGAGUAGUGUUCUACUCUUUGGACAUGGAGUUACUAAAAGAACAUAAAUUACAGAGGAAUGGAUUUAAUAUGUGCUCAGGUUAGUUUGGAUAAGGAAGAAAGGAUCUUGUAUGUAUCCAAAGUUGUGAUGCCUGCCUAAUGAUCUAUGAAUAAGAAUAAUUACUACAUAUUUGUUAAUUGAGUACAGAGUAUUUUCCAUUGCCUGGUCCCAUUAUUUACUCAUAAUAGUUGGACUCAUUUAUUUUAUAAAACAGUUGCUACGAAUUGGAAUCCUAUAAAUAUGCAAAUCUAUGCACACUCCAAAAGAAAAGAGCUCAGCCUAAUUGGACCCUUAAUUUGGGAGAACAAGCAUAAAAAAUUAUUGAAAUUCCAUCCUAAAACAUCUUCUACGUCAUUUGUGAAUAAAUGCUAUUCCAAGUUCAGUAAAGUGGGAUUAUCUUUCAUCAGAAGAGAUUGGAUUACCCUCCUGCUUCAAUCCUAGUAAAUGACACUCACACAUUAAUCAUAACAUCUUUCACUCAUCACUUAAUGAUCUAUAAGGAUUUGAAUUUAGUAUGGGCAGCUAAAACUGAUCAUGUUUGUCAUGGUAUUUCCAUUGGAAAAUUUGAUGACAUCGAUAAAUUGCUGGUCGUCUUGAAUGAUGAAGGAUACCUUUAAGUGAUUUACUUAGGUACUGAAUAAAUAUCCAUACAAAAACAAUUUUAAAUUGAAUAGUAGCAUUCUUAUCAAUAAUUAAAUGAGCUCUACACUUCAACUCUAUAACAGAUCUAAGUAAAGGAGGGCAAUCCCGUAAUUGAAUCAAAUGAAAAGUCCUAAUUGUAGAUUAAUGCUGAAAUAAUCAAAUUAGCUCCUACUAGAGAUUUCAUUGAAGAUAAAGAAAAUUACUUAUAAGUUGAAUCAUUGGUAAUUUAAUGUUUAGUCUACUUAAACAUAACCUCAAAAUAAUAAAUUGAAAACUUAUAAGUUUAAUUAGUCUACGAUGAAUCUAUCUUUAUCUCCAAUCCUAGAUUCGAAAUCAAUGUUUUGUAAGGUACCAUCAUACAUGAAUUUAAUGUUUACUCUACUAAAAACUGUCCCAUCGAUAGAGUAGUAAAAGUACUUUGUAAUCAUAAAAAUGGAUGUUAUUCAACAGAAUUCACCCUACCUCUUAGUCUCUUUUGCUAUAUGAUCUAACCAGAGAAAAAUGCUAAGUAUAAAAUUACAGUUAAUGUUAAUAAUUUAUCAAUUUACAAUGUCUUUAAAGACAUCAAACCUAUAGACUCUUCUUUAAUAAAUUAAAGUUUGAUGAAAUUAUAAUUGACUAAUUCUACAGUAUCUAUUUUAGCAAACAAACAAAAUGAUAGGUGGAGACUGCAAAGUGAUAACUUCGAAGCUAUUUGCUUUAUAUUGCAUGAACUUGUAGUUAGAGAACGUGAAAACGUAAAGUAUACUGAUGAUGUCCCUUUGAAAGAUAUCUUUGAUGUUAUUGAUGAACAUUUCACAUUGAAAUUAUCUUUGAAGGAAUAUGAAAAAGACUUAGAAUAGAAGGCUAAUGAAUUUAGAGCUAUUUAAAAGAAGAUCUUACAGAGAUUCAAAGAGAACAACCCAGCUUCAGUUGAGUCGAUGAACUCACUGUUGGAAUUAUGUUUUUAGUAAUUUAUACAAUUAAUGGAUAACACUUAAAAAUGUUAGAAUAUUUUCAAGAACUUGCAACAUAAUUUAUAAUGUAUGAUUCAUUUGAUGUUACAAUUGUGCUAUUUAAGAUUCAAGAUUACCUAAGAAUAACUGGAAGAAUUAAAAAGACUCUUCUAUUGUGAGAAGGAUUGGGAGGAGGAAGUCUUUAUCAACAUAAAUUAUUACUUAAAGGGAUAAAUUCCAGAUGUUGUACAUGAAAAUACUUAGAAAAUUAAAAAAAUCAUUACAAUGUUGAUUGAUAAAUUAUCUAAAUAAUGA
Molecule: messenger RNA, 2184 nt
Organism: Paramecium tetraurelia
Lineage: Eukaryota; Ciliophora; Oligohymenophorea; Peniculida; Parameciidae
Exons: 2
Biological process (GO): cilium assembly
Cellular component (GO): membrane; BBSome
Molecular function (GO): protein binding
Source: RefSeq, a predicted model, not a curated record